AUGGAUCUGCUAUGGCUGAGCAGUAUGGGGGUUUUCAUGGCCGUCCUGCCCCUCCUGUAUGUCUAUACAUGCUCAGUCGCCCAAACACGAUUCCCAACUGUGCGCAACAAGCGCAUAUGUCUGCUCAUUGCGCACCCCGACGACGAGGCCAUGUUCUUCGCACCCACCGUACUGGCCCUCACUCGGCCCGAAACUGGAAAUCAUGUCAAGAUCCUGUGCCUCAGCACUGGCAAUGCCGACGGCCUCGGCGAGACAAGAAAGAAGGAACUGGUCAAGAGCGGCAUGUUGCUGGGACUGCGACAGGAGGACGACGUCUUUGUCAUCGAUAGCCCUGACUUCCCCGACGGCAUGACCACCCCCUGGGACCAUCAGCGCAUAUCCACGCUCCUGUCGAGCGCUUUUGCCCCCUACCUGCUUCGCCCAAACUCUCCCUCGUCUGCCAACCCCACCGCCUCCAUCGACGUGCUUAUUACCUUCGACGCGCAAGGCAUUUCUUCCCACCCGAACCACAUAUCGCUCCACCACGGCGCGAAGCGAUUCCUGGCCGCUCUCACUGCAGGCAGGCCUGGCUUCGCCUCCCCCGUGGACCUGUACACCCUGACCACAGUCAGCGUGCUCCGAAAGUACACCACCUUCCUCGACAUGUUCGCUACCAUGCUCGAUGUGGUGCUGGCUGGCGCCGACGGCCGGAAGAAGAAUGUCAAGGGCAACCCUGCGGCUCUCGUCGCCAUGAGCAGUCUGUUUGGGGGAAGAGAGAGCGCAGGAACCGCGAGGCAGGCCAUGACAGAGGCACACAAAAGCCAAAUGGUGUGGUUUCGAUGGGGCUGGAUCACCAUGAGUCGUUAUAUGGUAAUCAAUACCUUGAGCUUGGAGAAGUCGAAACCGUGA
Molecule: messenger RNA, 888 nt
Organism: Truncatella angustata
Lineage: Eukaryota; Fungi; Ascomycota; Sordariomycetes; Amphisphaeriales; Sporocadaceae
Product: putative deacetylase LmbE-like domain-containing protein
Exons: 2
Coding region: 1-888 (295 amino acids)
Biological process (GO): GPI anchor biosynthetic process
Cellular component (GO): endoplasmic reticulum
Molecular function (GO): N-acetylglucosaminylphosphatidylinositol deacetylase activity
Source: RefSeq, a predicted model, not a curated record